Molecule: messenger RNA, 887 nt
Organism: Procambarus clarkii (red swamp crayfish)
Lineage: Eukaryota; Metazoa; Arthropoda; Malacostraca; Decapoda; Cambaridae
Source: RefSeq, a predicted model, not a curated record
CCAUCAACACGUCGGCGUCCAGUCCUCGCCGCCGCCUUCCUCAUCCAUCAACUCUAACUCUUUAUAUAUAUAUAAAAUAAUAGCAUUCAAGCCUUCCUAAAGCAUCAUCAUGAAUUACUGACGCGCCAUGGUGAGGUGUCUGCAGCACGCAGAUGAUGGCAGGGUCAAAUCCUCCCGUUAAGCUAGCUGCACCUGUCACCAGCACCACCUCCACUACCAUUACUACCACCACCACUACCAGCAGGACCACCAGGACGGUGGGAUGGUCACCGCUUGAUAGUCUGGGGAGGCGGGGAGGUGGCGGAGAGGGCGGUGUAAAUGGUUCAACGUGAGCAAGGGCUGGGGGUUCGUCACCCCCGACAAUGGCGGCCAGGAUGUCUUCGUCCACCAGAGUGUGAUCAAGAUGUCUGGGUUUCGGAGCCUGGGAGACGAAGAGCCCGUGGAGUUCGAGUGCAAGGUCUCUGAUAAAGGUCUGGAGGCGACGACGGUGACGGGGCCGGGCGGGGCAGAGUGCCGAGGAUCACACAGGCGACCCAUCAGUAAGAAGCGCUUCCGGAAAAUCAGGUGUUACAACUGUGGAGAGUUUGCCAACCACGUCGCAGCUAAAUGCACAAUGGGUCCCCAACCUAAACGGUGUCACUACUGCAAGAGUGAGGACCAUCUCAUAGCUGACUGUUCACAGCGCCCAGAGAAGGGCCGUGGAAACGACGACCCAGACUCUGAACUGGGAGAGACUAAGGUUUAACAGGGAAGAAGACAAGAGCUUGUUAAAUGUACUUACAGUACAGAUAUCUUACAAACAAUUGGAAAAUAUACCAUGACAAUUAAGUAAAAUUAUAUAAUACAGUACAUAUAUAUGUAUUAUAUACACAUACAUGUGUGUAUAU